This is a messenger RNA of Mauremys mutica (yellowpond turtle), 1735 nucleotides long. RefSeq names its product RNA binding motif protein 22 (gene RBM22). Gene Ontology annotation, molecular function: pre-mRNA binding; U6 snRNA binding; metal ion binding. The transcript has 11 exons. Bases 140 to 1402 code for a protein of 420 amino acids. Gene Ontology annotation, cellular component: Prp19 complex; U2-type catalytic step 1 spliceosome; U2-type catalytic step 2 spliceosome. The record is from RefSeq and is a predicted model, not a curated record. NCBI's taxonomy places the organism in Eukaryota, Metazoa, Chordata, Testudines, Geoemydidae.
GGCAGCGCGCCAGCUCUCUGAGGGUCAUGCCGGGGUCACGGCCCUUCUUCCUUUCGCGGUGCAUGCCGGGCUGUUGGCGGAGCGGCGCGUGCGCUUCCGCCCGGGCCUUGCUGCUGCGGGUACCGGGGCUGGUUCCAAGAUGGCGACGUCUCUGGGCUCCAACACCUACAACCGGCAGAACUGGGAGGACGCGGACUUCCCCAUUCUGUGUCAGACAUGCCUUGGAGAAAACCCUUAUAUCAGAAUGACCAAAGAGAAAUAUGGAAAAGAAUGCAAGAUUUGUGCCAGGCCCUUCACAGUGUUUCGCUGGUGCCCAGGUGUUCGAAUGCGCUUUAAGAAGACAGAAGUGUGCCAAACAUGUAGCAAGCUGAAGAAUGUAUGUCAGACCUGCCUGCUUGACCUGGAAUAUGGUCUACCUAUUCAGGUUCGAGAUGCAGGACUCUCUUUUAAAGAUGACAUGCCUAAAUCUGAUGUCAAUAAAGAGUAUUACACCCAGAACAUGGAGAGAGAAAUUUCGAACUCUGAUGGCACAAGACCAGUUGGUGCUCUAGGAAAAGCUACUUCUACCAGUGACAUGUUGCUUAAACUGGCUCGGACCACCCCUUACUAUAAACGCAACCGACCCCACAUCUGUUCCUUUUGGGUGAAAGGAGAAUGCAAGAGAGGGGAAGAGUGUCCCUACAGACACGAGAAACCUACAGACCCAGAUGAUCCUCUGGCCGAUCAGAACAUCAAAGAUCGUUACUAUGGUAUUAAUGACCCUGUAGCUGAUAAGCUUCUGAAACGGGCUUCAACCAUGCCUCGUCUGGACCCACCUGACGACAAGACCAUUACCACAUUAUAUGUAGGAGGCCUGGGAGAUACCAUCACUGAGACUGAUCUGAGAAAUCACUUCUACCAGUUUGGGGAGAUCCGGACGAUAACCGUGGUACAGAGGCAGCAGUGUGCAUUCAUCCAGUUUGCCACACGGCAAGCUGCUGAAGUGGCUGCUGAGAAAUCCUUUAACAAGCUUAUUGUCAAUGGACGCAGACUCAAUGUCAAGUGGGGGAGGUCGCAAGCAGCAAGAGGGAAAGAGAAGGAGAAAGAAGGUACUACAGAAUCUGGUAUAAAGCUGGAGCCAGUCCCAGGGCUACCUGGAGCUCUUCCCCCUCCUCCAGCUGCAGAAGAAGAGGCAUCUGCAAAUUACUUCAACCUACCUCCCAGUGGCCCUCCAGCCGUGGUUAACAUUGCCCUGCCACCACCUCCCGGCAUUGCUCCGCCCCCACCUCCAGGUUUUGGACCACACAUGUUCCACACCAUGGGGCCUCCACCUCCCUUCAUGAGAGCCCCAGGCCCCAUCCACUACCCUUCUCAAGAUCCACAGAGGAUGGGUGCCCACGCUGGGAAGCACAACACUCCCUAGCACCCCAUUGACCUGUUCACCGUUUGAGUAGAUGUCAUUUUUUUGGUUACCAUGGUAGCAUAAUAUGUUCAGCUGUGGGCGAGCUGGAGACUAAGCCUUGCUUCCUGCUUGCACGCACAGGGCAAGAUGAGCUCUGUGUUGCCACUAGUUAAUCUGGUCAUUCAUAUAACCUGAAUCAUUCACUUACUAUCAUGGGUGGGGGUUGUGGGAGGGAGGAAUGUGGAGAGACGUGAUCUAGAGGGUCUAUGAAUGAAUUGUACUAGAAUUACAGUCCCAUCAGUGUAUUCAGUUUUGCACAUUUUGAAAUAAAUUUGUCUCUUGGGGAAAAAAACA